UUUUGGGUCAAGGCAUGCGCUGCAUGUUGAAAAGGUGAAAAUGGCGACAACUUCACGAAAGAGGCCCGCACGUGGCAAGAGAAACGACGAAUUGGAAGAAAAGUUAAACUUGUUUGUAGAUGCUCCAGCUGAUGAUGAUGACGAGGAGAAGGAUUCUGACAAAUCAGAUUCUGACUUGUCUGAAGGAUUCGAUGAAGAAUCAGGCAGUGAACAAGAAGGAGAAUAUGACCCCUUUGCCAACUUCGAUGAAAAUGAUAGUGAUGAAGAUGACGAAGACUUUAAACCAAGUGAUGUGAGUGAUGAGGAAGAUAAAUCUAUAUCAGAUAUGUCAGAAGGAGAGGACGAUACAAGUGAAGAUGCUGAUGAUGAAGAAACCAAAGAACCUGUGACACUGCGUAAGAAAGGCAAGCAGCUUAAGAAAGGUAAACAACAAGGGGAAAGCAGGAAGAAGAAAGCUGUAACUGAUGAUGUGAUUGAGAGUUCCUCCAGACCAGCUGUCACAGGGGAAUCCCCCAAAGAACCUUUGGACAACCAACCAUCUCAGGGCAAUGAUUAUGAAUUUGAUUCAUCAGAUGAAGAGGACAUACGGAACACAGUGGGGAACAUACCCAUGGAAUGGUAUGAAGGUUACAAGCAUCUUGGAUACGAUGUCAAAGGUCAAAGGAUUGUCAAACCAGAAGGACGAGAUAAACUUGAUGAAUUCCUCAACAAGAUGGAUAACCCUGAUUAUUGGAGGACUAUCUUUGAUAAGAAGCUUGGUAAAGAUGUGGUGUUGAACGAAGAACAGUUAUUGACUAUCCAGAGAAUCCAGCAAGGCUUCUACCCUGAGACGACCUUUGACCCUUAUGAACCUUACAUUGAUCAUUUCACCUAUGAGAAGAUGAUUCACCCAGUGACGAGGAGACCUGCUCAUAAACGCAGCUUCAUCCCAUCACUCACAGAGAAAGACAAGGUGAGCAAGUUGGUGCAUGCAAUUAAAAUGGGAUGGAUGAAACUACCCAGUGAGAUAGAAGCAGACAGAAAGAGGAAAGAGGAAGAAGAGAAAAAAGGACCCAAGUUCUAUGAUCUGUGGGGUAAAGAGGAUAACACUAAGAUGACUCGACGUCAUCAUGCUCACAUUGCUGCUCCUAAGAUGAAGCUACCUGGUCAUGAGGAAUCUUACAAUCCACUCCCAGAAUAUCUACCAACAGAAGAAGAGGUCCUGGCCUGGAAUGAACAAGACGCUGAAGAUAGGAAGAGUGACUUUGUUCCCAAGAAAUAUGACUGUCUCCGUAAGGUGCCUUACUAUCCUCGCUUCAUCCAGGACAGGUUUGAGAGAUGCUUGGAUCUCUAUCUAUGUCCCAGGCAGAGGAGAAUGAGGGUUCAAGUCGAGCCAGAGGAGCUACUUCCCAAACUCCCAAGACCCAAGGAUCUUCAACCCUUCCCAACCACUCAAGCUAUUGUGUAUGAAGGUCACAAGAGCUAUGUGAGGUCAAUUAGUACAGACCAAUCAGGAGAAUGGUUUGUCUCAGGUUCAGAUGACAAGACAGUAAGGUUCUGGGAGGUGUCAACGGGACGAUGUAUGAAGACCAUUGAGAUGGCCGAUACUGUGCUGAAUGUAGCCUGGUGUCCUAACCCAGCUGUGUGUCUGGUAGCUGUGUGUGCAGAGAAUAGCAUCUAUAUCAUCAACCCUCAUCUUGGGGAUAAGAUGGUUGCCUCAGGAACAGACAGGUUGAUAGAAGGAUAUGAGAGACCGGAGGAAAUGAAGACAUCUCCGCUGGUGGAAUGGAUUGUGGUAGAAGAUGAGGAGAAGAAGGAACAAGGGUUUAGGUUACAGCUCAAACAUUUCAAGGCAGUGAAGCAAGUGACAUGGCAUGGGAAAGGAGACUAUUUCUCCGCUGUGAUUCCAGAUGGUGGAAACUCGUCCGUUCUGAUCCAUCAGCUCUCCAAGAGAAGAUCUCAAGCUCCCUUCAAAAAGAACAAAGGACUGGUCCAAUGUGUAGCCUUCCAUCCUACCAGACCAUUCUUCUUUGUGGCGACGCAACGGUACAUCCGUGUGUAUCACCUAAUGAAGCAAGAACUUACCAAGAAGCUUCUAUCCAGUGCUAGAUGGGUUUCCAGUAUCUCAAUACAUCCAGCAGGUGACAAUGUGUUGAUAGGGAGCUAUGAUUGUAGAGUGUCUUGGUUUGAUAUGGAUCUAUCUACUAAGCCAUACCAAACCCUAAGACAUCAUAGGAAAGCUGUGAGGCAAGUCAACUACCAUCAUCGUUAUCCACUCUUUGCAUCGGCAUCAGACGACGGUGCUGUCAUGAUAUUCCACGGCCAAGUCUACAAUGAUCUACUACAGAAUCCACUCAUUGUACCUGUCAAGAUUCUACGAGGUCAUGUGAUUACAAACAGUCUUGGUGUGCUUGCUUGUGAAUUCCAUCCUACUCAACCAUGGAUACUGACUGCUGGAGCCGAUGCAACCAUUAGGCUCUUCACAUGAUCAUGUCACAUGAUGAUGUCACAUGAUGAUGUCACCUGAUGAUUACACUAGAUCAUUAGAACAUUUAGAACAUUCACAAUUGACCUAAAUGUUUAGGAGAUUAAGGUCAUGUAUUCAUGCAACAUGUAGUGAAUACCUGGGGGGCGUUUCACAAAACUUGUCAUCAGUGACAAAUGACAGUUUUUGUGACUUCUCAAAGGUGUCUGAAUCUACAUGCCCUUCCACACAAACAAGUCAGGAUUAGGCAAACACAUUGGCCCAAAUUCACAAAGGAGGUUUGUAGACAAACGACGAAACACGUCAUAUGACGCACAUAAAACUAGGUUUUUCGACAAACCUCCUUUGUGAAUUUGGGCCAUUAUGUAUAUGAACUUUUACCCUCCAAAUACAUAUACCACACUUUUGACCUUGUAACCCGGGUAAUUUUUUAUCAGACGGGUACUCGAGCAUCUUCAUGGUUCAAAGUUUGACCUAAAUUAGAGGUUUAUUAUUGUAGGAAUUUCCUUUAUUUAUCCCUCCAUAUUGAGUGGGUGUUCAAUGACAAAUGGUAAAGUCUGGAAAACAAUAAAUGGCAAAAAAAACCUUAUCCUCAUAAGAGAAAAAGAUUCUUGAAAUGGAAAUGAAUAUUGCUUUUAUAGUUGUCAUUGUAUGUCUUGAAAUGGUUUUCAUUCUCAAUAAUCACCAAUAACAUUUUAUAGAUACCAGUACAUGUAUUACAUAUUCAGAUUGCAAGUGAAAUACAUGAAGUUGAAAAUGCAAAUGAUCACUCCAAUAUCUAAUUGCAAAUAUUCACAUGAUAAUGGCAAUUAUGAUUAUUCCAAAUCGACACAAAGCUUACAAAUUAUGAAAGCAGAAUACAGCUAGUAAUCAUUGGGACAUGGCAGUUUCCAAACACACUGUCCUGUUGAAUAAAUUAUUUUUUAACCAUGUGUGUUGAUUUUGUUCCCGGUCUACCCAGCUCCCUUCUUCCAUCUAGACUAGAGAGGUUUCUAGGACACCAAGCAAUGUAUGAAAGGCAUGGCUGUCUAUGUUGUGUAGGAUUAGUCCUUGGAUGUCAAAAAGAAGAAUAGCUGUACCAAUAUUUGAUACCAUCCUGAGGCCUUGCCAACAUUUUAGGAUCAGUUUAAUAUUGUUUCACUGUAGACGUUAACCAGUUGGACUCGCCAUAAUGAAUAUAUACUAACUGUGACAGUUAGAGUUGUUGCUGAAAUACAAAGAACAUCAAUUUGAUUGGAAUUAUCCCGCAUGAUGCAUCUAAGAAUGUUUUGAUAUGAAGGUCCUACCCAUCCCCUGUACCUUACUCUAAACAAAAUUUCAGUGAAGGGUUCAAGUUUUGAGCGAUUUGUAAGCUCAUAUUCAGGAAUAAGAAAUACAAGUUAUUCAUUUUGUCUGCUGUGGCAAAAAGGAAUCUUGAGAAUUAUGUAAAAACAAAUCAGGGAGACUUAUCCUAGUGGAAAAGCUUCUAUUUUUAACUAGUUAACGAGUCAAACGUAUUUAAGUAUGCUCCUUUCUUCCUGCAAAUUCAUUGUACAAUUUUUGUUGACACACUGUAUGUUGAUAAAUAAAGCAAAAUGAAUUUUAUUCUA
Strongylocentrotus purpuratus (purple sea urchin) is the source of this 4053-nucleotide messenger RNA. RefSeq names its product ribosome biogenesis protein bop1-B (gene bop1). The record is from RefSeq and is a predicted model, not a curated record. NCBI's taxonomy places the organism in Eukaryota, Metazoa, Echinodermata, Echinoidea, Camarodonta, Strongylocentrotidae. The transcript has 14 exons. Gene Ontology annotation, cellular component: preribosome, large subunit precursor; PeBoW complex. Gene Ontology annotation, molecular function: ribonucleoprotein complex binding; protein binding. Gene Ontology annotation, biological process: maturation of LSU-rRNA from tricistronic rRNA transcript (SSU-rRNA, 5.8S rRNA, LSU-rRNA); ribosome biogenesis. The coding region runs from base 41 to 2467 and encodes 808 amino acids.